Messenger RNA from Cornus florida, 1142 nucleotides. RefSeq names its product probable U6 snRNA-associated Sm-like protein LSm4. Bases 240 to 692 code for a protein of 150 amino acids. The transcript has 8 exons. Gene Ontology annotation, cellular component: spliceosomal tri-snRNP complex; P-body; U6 snRNP. Lineage: Eukaryota; Viridiplantae; Streptophyta; Magnoliopsida; Cornales; Cornaceae. Gene Ontology annotation, molecular function: U6 snRNA binding. The record is from RefSeq and is a predicted model, not a curated record. Gene Ontology annotation, biological process: mRNA splicing, via spliceosome; spliceosomal snRNP assembly; nuclear-transcribed mRNA catabolic process.
UCAGAGGGUCAGUGCAAUUUACCCUUUUCCUUUUAUUUUCCAGCUGCGUUUCCAGCUCCCGCUAGUAUAUUUUUCUACGACCUUCACAGCUUCGAAUUGAGAAAAAGAGGUCGAACCUAUUCGAUCUCUGCAAAGUUGCCAUUCGGAACAAUUCGCUGUGUCUCUCCUCUUGUCGAACCGGAAGCUACUAGCUGGUCUCCUUUGUAUUUGCUAGGUUUUGCAUCUGUGCCCUAGAAACAAUGCUUCCGCUGUCUCUGCUCAAGACCGCCCAAGGGCAUCCUAUGUUGGUGGAACUGAAAAAUGGGGAGACCUACAAUGGACAUUUGGUUAAUUGCGAUACUUGGAUGAACAUCCAUCUCCGAGAAGUCAUCUGUACCUCUAAGGAUGGAGAUAGGUUUUGGCGAAUGCCUGAAUGCUACAUCCGGGGGAAUACAAUCAAAUAUCUUCGAGUUCCAGAUGAGGUCAUUGAUAAGGUUCAGGAAGAGACCAAGAGUCGUUCUGAUAGGAGGCCUCCUGGAGUAGGGCGUGGGAGAGGAAGAGGUAGAGAGGAUGGCACUAGUGGGAGGCCAACAAAGGGCAUUGGCCGGGGCCUAGAUGAUGGAGGUGCUAAAGGGAUGGGUGGAGGUCGAGGUCGGGGUGGCAUUGGUGGGAGAGCUGGUGGAAACAGAGGUGGAGGAGGGCGUGGCAGAUGAAACAAAGCUGAGACGCCAAACAACUCAAGGGGCUACUUUGCGAAUUUUUAAAGCAUUGGCUCCAUCAUGCCUCAAGCGGCGUUAUGAAAAAUUUUCAUUUUGGAUAUUUUGUUAUUCGUAAGCUUUUGUACUUGGUAAGAUAUAAAUGACACAAUAGUCCAGGAAUGGUUCAGGAGAUCGUUUUCAAGUGAGGGAUAGAGUACCACAUUAAAGGGCCAAUCUUUCUAUAUGUUUUUAAUUUGUCUCUGGUGAUUACAGUUGUCGGGCUUAUGCGUUACUCACCCGUCCGCCACGGAAAACCACUUCCCGUCCAAUUUGCAUGUGUUAAGCAGGUUAGAGUCUCUCUCAACAUGUGAGGAAGCUCAAGUUGGAUAUUUGACAUUCCUCAAAAUAUUCGGGGAUAUAUGUUUGAUGUUUUUUUCUUUCAAACAGUUCAAUAUUCUUUUAGCA